UCACUUCGGUCCACGUUUACUGCUGUUCGCUGUGAAAGGGGGCGGCAAGGAGCUACUUUAAUCCCCCUACAGCUGUCUAUUUUAUUUAUCUAGCUUCUCUACUGUUUAUUCUUCAGGAGACGGGUCUCCUUUUGGGAACAUGGCUGCUUUAUCAGCCUGGUUUUGGAACGAGAAGUUCUGGCUGCCGUACAACGUGAGCUGGGCGGACUUGGCUGAUCCCGCGCCCGGGGUGGAGUACCCGAAAGCCGGGCACCUACUCAGUGCCUUCCCGCUAGCCCUGGGGAUAUUCGUGGUCAGGAUAUUUUUUGAAAGGUUCAUCGCCAGUCCCUGCGCCCACUUGCUCCGCAUCCAGGACGUGGUGAGCCGGAGAGCCCAGCCCAACGCCGUCCUGGAGAAAGUGUUUACAUGUAUUUCAAAGUGUCCAGACAAAUAUCACCUGGACGGUUUAUCGAAGCAGUUGGACUGGGAGGUCAGGAAGAUCCAGCGAUGGUUUCGGCAUCGGAGGAACCAGGAUAAACCGAGCACGAGGACCAAAUUCUGCGAGAGCAUGUGGAGGUUUACAUUUUAUCUGGGCAUAUUUACCUACGGGCUCUGCUUUCUCUGGCAGUCACCCUGGAUGUGGGACACGCGGCAGUGCUGGUACAAUUACCCUUAUCAGAUCCUUACUCCUGGCCUGUAUUAUUACUAUGUAACAGAACUGGCCUUCUACUGGUCUCUAAUGUUCUCCCAGUUUAGAGACAUAAAGAGAAAGGAUUUUCUCAUCAUGUUUGUGCAUCACUUGGCCACCGUGAGCCUGAUCAGCUUUUCAUAUGCAAACAACAUGGCGCGAGUGGGCAGCCUCGUCAUGUGUGUUCACGACACCUCCGACUUCCUCUUAGAGACUGCUAAAUUAGCCAACUACGCCAAAUACCAGCGCCUGUGUGACUUCGUGUUUGUGGUGUUCGGAGCGGCCUUCUUUGUAACGAGGCUCAUCAUUUAUCCUUUCUGGGUUCUGAACAGUACAAUGUUCGAGAGCUGGGAGAUCGUCGGUCCGUUUGGCUCUUGGUGGCUCUUCAACGUUCUGCUGCUGGUGCUGCAGGUCCUGCACGUUAUCUGGUCCUACCUCAUAGCACGCAUCGCCUUCAACGCCCUCAUGAGAGGAAAGGUUUCCAAAGACGUGCGUAGUGAUAUCGAAAGCAGCUCAGAGGACGAGACUGAAACGAGCCACAAUCGAGCCUCAGCCAAACGGGAGAACGGGACCAACGGCCAUUUCGGCAGCAAGCCCUGGGUCCAGAAGGACGAGUGCUGGUGACACGACGACGCUCCACGAGCCGGUCACGAACUGUCAGAACUGCAGCAUUUUGCUUACACUCCUAAAUCGGUUUGGUCAGGAAACCCCCACAAGAUCCUGGGUCAUCAAACGCACGUGCUCCCGUUUUACACACACUGUUGAAUGCACUGGCUGUACGGACACACGCGGGAAACGUAAAUUAAAAUGAGAUUUAUGAGAUGAUGUUUCGGGAGCAGAAGUGAGCGCGCUUUCUUCAUAAAGCUUCACGUUUUACUGAAGUCAGGGAAGAAACCUUGUCACUUCUGUUCUGCACUCCAUGUCUGAUGUACUUGAGCUUUUUUUUCCAGCCUAAAAUAUUUUAAUGGUCAGUUACUGAUGUUCUUCACUGAUGUUCUGUUUUUCUAUUCUACCUUAUUUUUAUUUCGAGACCAAAUAUGUUUAUUAAAAUGUGAUGUGAUUGCUUCAUGCUGAGAGACGA
Messenger RNA from Trichomycterus rosablanca, 1748 nucleotides. It is a transcript of the gene cers5, whose product is annotated as ceramide synthase 5. Gene Ontology annotation, biological process: ceramide biosynthetic process. Gene Ontology annotation, cellular component: membrane. Bases 140 to 1291 code for a protein of 383 amino acids. Gene Ontology annotation, molecular function: DNA binding; sphingosine N-acyltransferase activity. The record is from RefSeq and is a predicted model, not a curated record. Lineage: Eukaryota; Metazoa; Chordata; Actinopteri; Siluriformes; Trichomycteridae. The transcript has 10 exons.